Bicyclus anynana (squinting bush brown) is the source of this 5634-nucleotide messenger RNA. Its product is annotated as putative ferric-chelate reductase 1 homolog. NCBI's taxonomy places the organism in Eukaryota, Metazoa, Arthropoda, Insecta, Lepidoptera, Nymphalidae. The record is from RefSeq and is a predicted model, not a curated record. Gene Ontology annotation, molecular function: oxidoreductase activity, acting on metal ions. The coding region runs from base 319 to 2232 and encodes 637 amino acids. The transcript has 13 exons.
CGCUCAGUUGUUUCAAACUGUUAGCGGGCGAAGGCUGACUAUUCAAAAGCCUUGCCAACAUCGAACUUAGUUUAAAAGUUUCUAAGUAUAUUUUAACUUUCAAAAUAAUAAAGCAAAUAAGUUGUAAGUUAAAUAUUAAGAUUAUAAAACUCGAGCAAGUUUAUUUAUGGUAAGAACUAAAUAAAAAAAGACUUUAUUUUUAAUAUUCGUUUGGACUACAGUGGCGUGUGUAUAGUGUUUUGGUGCAAAAUUAAGAAUUGUGAGUAGAAAUUGUACGAGUUUUGCGUUAACCGGACCGGUUUAUUAUAAUCAGAAACAAUGCUACCACGAAAAAGGAGCACGCGGCUGAUGCUGCUCACAGUGCUGUCUCUCGUCAAAUACACGCAACAAUAUGGAUCGGGAGCGCCGCCUAUGGCCUGCCUCGACCAACUGCCCCGACACAACGGCAUCCAAGCGCAGACGUCGGUGCCGCCGUACGCCAUCAUGACGUCGGCCUCGCAAGUGCGCCAGGGAGACACGCUCAACGUCACCAUCGGCAGCCCCUUCGGAGCACCCACGCCUAUAGGGGGCUUCUUGUUACAAGCUAGAGAAGUACAGGACACGAAUAAGAUAGUGGGCCGCUUCACGCGAAUCCCCGGGCCCGCACAGAUCACCAGCUGUCGCGGACAGAACGACACCGUGACCCACACCUCGCCUGAUGAGAAGCCGCCGCUCAGCUUCGUGUGGCAGGCGCCUAACGACUUCCUGGGAGGAGUUGAGUUUAGAGCCACAGUGGCUCAAGGCUACGACACCUUCUGGAAGAACGUGGAGUCGCCGCUGGUGGAGGUGGUGUCCAAGAGCACAGAGAUCGUCACCACCGAACCGCCCUUCACCACCAGGAGGCCUGCGCACGGCCCGCCUGUCAUUAUGGAGAACAAGCCAACAACAACACCGGCUCCAUUUGAUUUAAUCUACCAAGGUUGUGCAGACACCAAGCUCUGUUUCGGCGUACCCCAAAACUGCAUUCAAAGCGGGAACUGCAAAGCUAUAGUUGCUAUAUUCGUCACAGGCGACGUGUACACAUUUGAAAUACAAGGAACUGACAACCCAAAAUACGUGGCAGCUGCCCUCAGUAUGGACAGCAAGAUGGGAGACGACAGUGCUAUGGAGUGUGUGAGAAAUGACAACGGCAGAGUCAACCUCUUCACCUCGUGGACAUAUCCUAAAGUGGAACCUUACGUCAGGAGGUCCGAUUCCCCACAAAACAUUGUCCAGUUGCUAGAAUCUUCCACCAUUGACGGCAAGUUGUACUGCAAAUUCAAGAGAGAUACAGUUUCAACUGUUAUGGGACAGACGUUCGAUUUAGCAAGUAAUCGGUAUAAUUUGAUGGUCGUUUCCGGCAACUCUAUGAAAGAGGCCGACAGGGUAGGUUUCCACGGGCUGGCGUACGAGGCGACCGGGCAGGCGCUGUCCCUGGCGUCAGUGGGCGCCGCCGCCGGGGGCUCCAAGCUGCUGCUGAAGCUGCACGGGAGCUUCAUGAUCAUCGCCUGGCUGGGCGCUGCCUCGCUCGGCAUUGUGCUGGCUAGAUAUUUCAAAAAGACCUGGGUUGGAAAGACGCUUGGAGGAGUUGACAUUUGGUUCGCAUAUCACAGAAUCCUGAUGGUGCUCACAUGGGUGCUGACCAUUGUCGGCUUCAUACUGAUCCUCGUGGAGGUGGGCGGCUGGCAGACCACGGGCGACAACCCGCACGCUAUCACUGGCAUAGUCACUGUGGUGCUGUGCUUCAUACAGCCUAUUGGAGCAUUCUUCAGGCCGCACCCGGGCACCAAGAACCGGCCGAUAUUCAACUGGCUGCACUGGCUCGUCGGAAACUCCGCGCAUACUCUUGCGGUGGCCACCAUCUUCCUGGCCGUGUACCUGCAGAAGGCAGAGCUGCCGCCGUGGACGGUGUUCGUGCUCACCGCGUACGUGGUGUUCCACGUGCUCGCUCACGUCGUGCUGUCGCUUACGGUUUGUGUAUCGGAGGGUCGGAUUAGCAACGGCAGAGUGAACUCGUUCCCCAUGAAGGACAUGCUGGGCCAGUCCCGACAGGUCACAGCGGUUGACAGGAGUUCAGACGCUCCGUUCUCUGGCUUCAGGAAGCACUUACUCGGAGUGUACGCGCCCAUCAUCCUGCUGUUCGUCAUCGCCAUGAUCUGCCUCGUGGCGCUGGCGCCCAUCGGUAGCACCUACAACAACUUGAUGGGCGCUUGAAUUGUUCUGUCAAAGACUUUUGUGUAUAGGGACAGUGAGAAAAAUACCAGUCAAGUAUACUCAGAGACAAAAUUAUCCGCCCACCUUAAUAUGACGCGAUUAUAUUAAAAUAGGCGGAUAACUGUGCCUCUAAGUAUGUAAAACAGGCCUUCUAUCUCCUUAAGGAGAGGUCGAUUUAGAGCUUUGACCCACUUUCUCGGUCCUUAGUAUAUACAAAAGCCUUUCUACCAACAGAAUACUUAAUAUUUAAGAGCAUGUUUAGUGAUACAGAAAUAUUUAACAGCCUCUUAAAUGUUAAGUGUUUUAGUAUUAUGUAUGUAUGGAAAUGUAUGUCGCAACAAACUUCUAGUAUUUACUUAACUUAUUAAAAACUAAAAUAAAGGGAAUCCUUGCCAUAAAUUAAAAAAAAAUUGUGUGCCAGCUCCGACGCACGAAUGGAGUUUAUUCUUUAUGAUCGAUUGUCUAAAUAGGUGUAUGUUGCCGCGCAGCAUACACCUAUUUAGACAAUCAGCAAGUCUCAAUACUCGCGCCUGAAAAGUGAAAGGUACGCAACCGAGGAGCUGCAGGCAGCGGCAGCGCACGGUGAAAAGUGCGCAGAAUAGGUUGCGCACAAAAACGUAACGCUGUCAUUCGUUCAUCGAGUUUUACUGUCCAUACUUUUCUCAUACCGGGGGCUGUUUAUGAAAAAUCGAUACUUGAGGAAAUAAACUCCUAAAAUCUAAAUUUAAUACUAGUUUAAAAUUAUAAAAUUUCUUCACAAGCACUUUUAAAACAUCAAAAAGUACCACCAGAUUGGAAGACAGGUUCUUCUGAGUAGAACCGCCAAUCAACAGUUGCUCUUUAAAAACAUGAUUCUUCACUUUUAAAUUGAAAUAAAUAAAUAACUGAACUCACCGUGGAUAUACAACGUAAUACGCGAUGUUGCCAGAACAAACUCAUGACUAAAGAUGGGAUGGGUUUUGUACUAGUCGUAUUUUUGUUUUUUGGGAAAACCAACUAGAAGUUUGGUGCGAUUCUAUUUGGUUCUAUUAAUUUAUGUACAGGGUUAGAAGAUAAGUGUAACAAAAAGUAUUCUAUGUAUCCGGUGUUGAAAAUGAUCAAAGUUUCCGUCCAAUUUAUUAAAUAUACUAUAGUCUGGCAAGUUCGUUGACCCCAUGAUAUGCAGGCGACGGGGGGAAAGACUGCGAGGGUGUGAAAUCGUGCGUGCGGGGAAGUGAGGUGCAUCAGUCGUGGGUUUUUCAUUCAUCGCUACACGCCCCACGGCCCGCGCGGACCAUCGGGAGUGUUACGAACGAAGUUGCCAAGCUAUAGUUUAUACAAUAGAUUAUAUAUAUACAUUUAUAGUGAACAAUUAAAUAGUAUAGACAACAUGGGUGUUAGCCUCAGACCAAUUACAUUUGGACUUCGCACUCAAAUUCACCAACAAUAUUAUCUGUACUUUUUUGAGGGGACGAGGUAAACUCACACAUCGAAAAUAUUUAACACCAAUAAAUACAUUUUCUCUCCUUACACUACACACAACUAUAGGUUUAAAUCGUAAUACACACAUGUGUAAUUUUAACACAGUGAAACAUCGAUUCUUACACAGUUUGUGUAAACACGUUAGAUCGUGAUCAUAUAAUUUUUGACAGAGGGGUGACUUCUAGCGAGGCAGGUCCUAUGGUAAUUGGUUUGAGGUGUUGGCAGGUAGGUGCUUGGGAAAGAAUGAAAAGUUGACAAUUUGUAAAAUUAGGAAAAGUUUGGAAUUCAAGUUUUGGAUACCUGUAGUUGUAAAGAAGCCAAGUUUUAGAUUCUCUCACUCCUAGCAAUGCCAAGUUUAAUAAUAUGUCACUUCUGUUAAAACCAAGUUUAUGAUUUCUUCAGUUUCAGAUUCUGUCACUGUACCAACGCAAAACUUGCGAUUCCACAUUCCAUAGUUUUGUUUGCAAGUUUCAGAUUUUGUCAUAAGUUUAGGAAUUCUUUUCUUCUUGCUUGAUUAUAAAAACCUGCCGACACCCAUGAUUAACAGUAAUUUAUCUCAUCGAGUCUGUCCAAAGAGAACGUUAGAUAUAGCUUUGAGAUAUAUUUACAGAUAUUCAAACAAUGUGUCGUUAAUAAUUAUUGUUAUUAUUAAGUCUAAUAUUGUUUUUACGUAUAAAUUUGUUAUGUUAUCUUAUUAGGAUACUCUCUGAGAACGGGAUGAGGAAAUAAUACUGCAAGCACGACUCUGGGACUCUUUACCCUACUUUAUUGACAUUAAUAAUGUGUAAUAUGGCUUGACAAUUAAUUAAUUUGUGUGAAGUUGUACGCAAACACUCAAUAAUUAAAUCAAUGUUAUCCGAUAUAGACAUUUAAGUAGGGUAAAAUGGCCUAAUGUCGAACUCUGGCUAUAUUACAAAAUACAAUAUUAUUUCCUUUGGGGCAACCUACAUAAGGACAAUAUUAUAGAAAAGUGUUUGGGGCCCUAAAUAUUUUUAAGUUUAAAAAAUGUUAUUGGAAAGUUUUAUCAAAAUCGAAUCAGUAAAAAAAUAUAAUGGGAACGCGGUAAGUACAAGUAGCCAUAAACAAGAGAAUGUCUUAAUGCUUCUUAGAUGUGUAACGUCAUGCCUUUUAAAAAAACUGACAUCACAAAAUUUGUGAUAUUUCGAAUACUACAGCUUACAUAGAAGUAAUGAAUGAAUUGUUUCAUUAAAUAAAUAAAAAUGAGCCGUCACGGGACGCCUGGCAGAUGUAAAACAUCGACAUUAUUUUGUAAAUUUACUUAACAGAUGAUACCAUCAUAUAGCGAGGCGACGCGUCGCCACGCCAGAAUUUUUUUUUUCACGCCAGAAACGGUUUUACUUGCGACUAUAGAUAAUUCACAUCAAUAAAGGUUUUUGUACUACGUACGUUCGGAACCCUAAUAUUUUUGAUUUUAUAUAAUAAAAUUAUGUUUAAGUUAUAGUUUUUAACUCAGGACAGUUAGGGGCGUACACAGGAACAACUUCAUUUAUUAAAAAAAAAAACAUAGUUUAUAGCGUUGUUAUGGACCCAACAGUGCGCGUGAUAUAAGUUUGCCUCUGAAGAUUGUGCCUAUUAAAGUAUUUUAGAUUAAUCAACUAUUUAUGUAAUUAUUGCAAUCGCAAACUAUGCUACUUAUAAAAACAAUUAAUCAACUUGGUGUUUGACGAAGUUCAUAAUGUUUUCUAUGUUGUGGUGCAUUUUUGAACCUCUUAUUUUUACCACACAGCUGGACACUUCAGCUUAUUCAGCUCGUUCAUAAGAAAUAUUCUUCAUGUAAAUUAUACCUAUUCAACUAAUUUUAUUAUAUUGAAUGUGAAAUGGCUACUAAUUUAGAAGUUAAUUUACAUACUUACCUUACUAGUUAAAUAGGAUGAAAAUGAUAAUAAGUUGUUAAUGUAAAUACAGAUCUAUUAAAACACA